AUGAUGAAGCUCGCAUCCGUCCUCGCUCUUAUCGGCUCUGCCGCCGCCUUUGCCCCCGCACAACAACAAAAAUCUUCCUCUGCUUUGUCGGCAUGGGCUGAUGAGACCUCUGUUGGAAUUACCGCUCCCAUGGGAUUCUUCGAUCCUCUUGGUUUCUCCCGCGGAAAGGGCGACGAUGUCAUGAACCUUUACCGUGAAUCCGAGUUGAAGCACGGACGUGUUGCCAUGGCCGCCUGCUUGGGAUGGUACUUGGAUGCUGCUGGUGUUCACCCCGCCUUCAACUCGGAGCUUUCCAACAACCCCUUGGAAGCUGCCCAACAACUUCCUGCUGUUGGAUGGCUCCAAUUCGUAUUGGGAUGCGGUGCCAUUGAAUGGCUGGCAGAGAAGAUCAAGGAACGUCCAGGAUACAAGCCAGGUGACAUCUUGGGUGCCGCCUACUGGGUCGAUGACAGCGAUGAAGGCUGGGUUGACUACCAAAACAAGGAAAUCAACAAUGGAAGACUUGCCAUGGUUGCUUUCAUGGGAAUUUUCGUCCAAGCUUUGUACUUUGACAACUAUGGAGACGCCAUCCACGGACCCAGCUCUUUCUUGCCAUUCAAACUAUAG
Messenger RNA from Cylindrotheca closterium, 606 nucleotides. The record is from the annotation of a GenBank genome assembly. NCBI's taxonomy places the organism in Eukaryota, Bacillariophyta, Bacillariophyceae, Bacillariales, Bacillariaceae.